GCCUGGAAACCUGUUGCCUGUCUAAAUCGAGACAAUGGUGAUGCCCUCCGACACUUCAACGUCAAGCCGACGAUCGACGUAAGCGUACCCCACAAUCCGUGACGGAGAAAGCGAACUUGCGGAGAGCCCUGGAGGGAACAAUCCCCCGGAAACUUUGUUCGACGGUAGAAAUCGAUGGCGCUGUGUUCCUGCUUCGGCUCAUCCAAGGCGCAGAGGGAGGCCGAUCGCCUUGAGUCAGAAGAUGCCCGCGCCAAGGCCGCUGAGGCUGCACGAAUUAGGCAGGAGAAAUUUGAAAAGUCUGCGGCGGGGAGAGCAGUCCGGGCGCAGAUUGCGGCGGCCAAGCAAUCAAAUUCCCCCUCCAAAGGGGAGCCGGUCCUCAAGUGGCAGAUGGGUUGAUGCGUGACUUAUAUUGGCCGAUGGAUGAACUUUCUUCUGUACCGGCGAUCCUGCAUAAGGACAAUAGUUGGUAUCAGAGCCUUCGCCUGGAGGAAGACGACGGACCGAGGAAAAGAAUCAGUGACAGAGGGAGUUCGGACCCUUGAUAUGCUCUCGGCAAACCAGAAAAAUGUCAAUCGUAGGCUUGACAAAUUGACGGCUGAUGUUCAGCUGCUGAUAGUGGAGAUUCGCCAUGAGUUCAAUCUCAACAGGGAGAGACAACCUUACCAGCCAUUUCAUUGGGAGGAGACACAUGCAAAUAGGCCGAUUCCUAGGAGGAGAGCCAUGGUCGGCCGCAAUGAGCAACACCUCCAGGCGAACCUCCAAGAACCAUCCGAUUCAGAAGAUGAACCGCCUCCAGUGCAAGGCUAUGAUCCGAGGGAGUCCAGUGAAGAGGAGAUAGCUAAUCGAUAUGUUGCAGAUUAUCCCCGAAAUCGAUGACGAGCAAAUUACCAACAUUAUCCUGACGAAUUCAAGGCGAAGCUGGAUAUUCCGUUCUUUGACAUACAUCUGCACAUUGAAGACUUCCUUGAUUGGGAGAAGGCGGUUGAGAAUGUUUUUGAUUAUAUGAAAAUUGAGCCGAAUAAGCAAGUUAAAUAUGUGGCGUGCAGGUUGAAGGGCGGUGCUAGUGGUGGGAGUAAACCUUGCAAAUGAGGCGAAGAGAAGGCCGAGGAGCAAACCUUGUAUUAGUUGCAUUAAAAAAUACCACCCUUGAGUUGUCUUGUGUCAAAUUGCUAUAAGAGUUUUAAGUUGUCAAUGUGUCACUUUAAAGUGUGAUCAAUUAUCAGGAUAACUUAACAAAUCAUUAAAGUGAUGAAAUUUUAACAACAAUGUAGAAUCAAUUGGUUGAUUUGUUAAAAUCAAUUGUGUUGUGAUAUUGGAAUAGUUGAAGCAUGAAUUGAUACAUUUAGAAACUGAUACAUUUAGAAACUAAUUAAGUUCUUGGAUGUGAACCCGAAGUAAUCUAAUAACCGUAAUAAAUUAAUUCAUUUGAAUGUUAGUUUUAGUAUGAGACAAGGAAAUCACUUCGAUAUACAAUUCAAGGAUAAAAAAUGUUGUUUAUGGAAAUUAUAAAAUUUUAAAUUAUAAUGUAGACGAUGGCAUCACAAAAAAAUAAAAAAAUAAUGUGCCUAUUUAUGAUGGUAAAAUUGAUCUUUAAGCUGCUAGUUACUAGAUUUGAUGAAUUUUUUGAAUAAUAAAUCAUGCUUGCUUAAUGAUAUGGAAGAUUUGUAAAAAUGAAAUUGUUUGAACCAUCUAAAAUUUAUUGGCUGAGCAUGAAGAGACAAAGGGAAAUAUUUGGAUUGGAACUAACUGGUGAAUGGGUUGAAAUAGAAAAACAUAUAAAAGUUAAACAUUUAUCUUUCUCUUAUAGUAAUUAUUUGCUUGAUGAAUUUAAUUCACUAAAGUAAGAAACUAAAAUUGCUAUUAAAUUCAUGGAUAUAUUUGAAGAAUUAUUGUUGUGGUAUGAGAUCAUUGAAGAUCCUAAAAUCACAUUUUGUAGGUUUGGAUCUAGUUUGAUGCCUGAUAUUAAGAGAGAAAUGAUACCUCACCACAUUCCAUCAUUUGAGAUUGUUUUUAACUUGCAUUUGAUUUUGAAUAAAUGAUACAAUUUCUUUGUCUAAGAAGGUUGCUAUUUGUUUUGGUAGUUAAUCAUUCUGUUAAAACAAUUGGGUUCAACCCUUUGCAUCUACUUACAUUUAAGUGCAUUAAUACUAUGUUUAAUGAGGGUAUGGGAAAAAUAAUUGCAUUUGGGUUCAAAAUUUUCCCAAAAUAAUGUUUUAAAUAUCAUCAAUAUUGUCCUUAUGCUAAUUGGUAUCCUAGUAGAAACUUGUAUUUUCAUCAAGGCAAUAAAGAAAUUGAAAUUAAUAAUCCUGAUGAUGGUCAUAAGUUUGAUGAAGAGAUUAGUGAUUAUGAGGAUUCUUUAGUUAAUAAAUUUUUGCAUGUCAUACGUUGCGUUAUAGCCACUUUAAAGUUUAAAUUUGAUUGGAUUUUUUUCAAACUUACUUUAAAUAUGAGGAGAAAUUGUUUAAACACAUAAAAAUAGUGUUAGAUACAUGAAUGUUGUUUAAGUAUGCUUUAGAUCAUAUGAAUUUAAAACUUGAAUCACAUCCACAAUUUGAAGUACUGUGCAUACAUUAGGUAAAUAAUAUUGUUAUUUGUGUGUCUUGUAAAUGUCUAAUUCCAAUUGAAUUGGCUACCUAUACUUUCAGAUUUUUGUUUGAUGUGAUGCCACAGGGGAAGCUCAUUAUUUUGGGUAAAACUUGUUUUGUAUGAUUCAGAUUUUAUUCAUUUUGGAAGGUCUAAUAUAUAUUCUUUUAAGAUUGAUUGGAGAAGGGUAGUUCUGAAAUAUAGAAGCCAAUGGGUAAAUCUGAAUUUGAACAUUAAUCUAGUGUGUUCAUUGGAGUACAUUUUUUUUUGCAUAUUCUGAGUAAACAUGCAUUUAAGAAAGAGAGUAGGUAGGAGGGAGUAAUUUGUAUCUUAGUAACUUUGAGUUCAAUAAUAUAGUCUGAUGUUUUGAAUUUUCCUUAUGUUAUGAAUUUGUCAAACAAACUUUAUAAAGAUAUUUAUCUUGACUAGCUUCCUAAUGAAUUAUUGCCAAUGAGUGAUAUAUAAUAUAUAUUGAUUUAGUUCUUCGAUCAUCAUUACCUAGCUGUCUCAUUAUAGGAAAAAUCUAAUAGAAUACGUUGAACUUAAGAGCUAACUUGAUGAAUUACUUUGACAAAAUUAUAAUACUGAUCCUCCUCUAAGGAGAUAUUACAGUCUCAGAAGAUAUUUGAGUGGACCCUAACAUGGUGGGCCUGGUUAAGCAAUCAGUCGAGAUGAUUCAAUUAGAGAGUAACUAUAAGCAAGCAAACAUUUCACCAAAUUGAGUGAUACUGGUUGGGUCGAGUCAUUGAAAUAUGCUUCUUUAUUUUUGAUUGUUUGAAUUUUUGAAUGAGGUACAUUUCUCUUGUGUAUCAUCUCAAUUCUCUUGUUAUUAUUGUUACAUUGAUAAGAUUUGUUUGUCAUUUAUAACUAGUCAUUAGGCAAAUCCUAUGUUGCACCGAUACAGAUACGGCGACACAGAUACGACCCGAUACGGAUACGAGAUACAUCAAUUCUUAACAAUAUAGGAUACGGGUACGGCGCGGAUACGGCAACAUAAUUUAUAAAUAAUACAUAAAAAUUAAGAGAGCAAUCAAAGUAUAAUAUUCGAAAUUACAAAAAAAAAUGGCAACAACAUCAUUUGUAGCCUUGUAGCUUAUAAUAUCAAAAUAUAAGUAUUAAAUGUCUAGUACAACAACAAAAGCAUAAACAUGAAUUGUCUA
Dendrobium catenatum is the source of this 3743-nucleotide messenger RNA. RefSeq lists its product as uncharacterized. The coding region runs from base 421 to 876 and encodes 151 amino acids. The record is from RefSeq and is a predicted model, not a curated record. The transcript is spliced from 4 exons. Lineage: Eukaryota; Viridiplantae; Streptophyta; Magnoliopsida; Asparagales; Orchidaceae.